CAGUCUCGUCCUCCCGGCCCUCACUCUCGCCGGAAAUGACCUCCAGACGCAAGUGCCCUCUCCUAUUGGCACGCGCGGGUUUCUGGUCCGGUAUCCGGAGUGCAAGCACGACCCCAAUGGCGGCCGCAACCCUGCUGCGCGCGGCGCCCCGCAUCAGCAGCCUUGGCGUUGGCGCCACCUCUCUGUUGCAGGGUCUGUUGCGGCCGCUGAAGGCCCCGGCGCUGCCCCUCUUGUGCCGCGGCUUGGCCGUCGAGGCCAAAAAGAGCUAUGUGCGCGACAAGCCCCAUGUGAACGUGGGUACUAUCGGCCAUGUGGACCACGGCAAGACCACGCUGACUGCGGCCAUCACCAAGAUUCUGGCGGAGGGAGGUGGGGCCAAGUUUAAGAAGUAUGAGGAGAUUGACAAUGCACCGGAGGAGCGAGCUCGGGGGAUCACAAUCAACGCGGCCCACGUGGAGUAUAGCACCGCUGCCCGCCACUAUGCCCACACGGACUGCCCGGGUCAUGCAGAUUAUGUCAAGAAUAUGAUCACAGGCACUGCCCCCCUUGACGGUUGUAUCCUGGUGGUAGCAGCCAAUGAUGGCCCCAUGCCCCAGACCCGAGAGCAUUUAUUACUGGCCAAACAGAUUGGGGUAGAGCAUGUUGUGGUGUAUGUGAACAAAGCGGAUGCUGUCCAGGACUCUGAGAUGGUAGAGCUUGUUGAGCUGGAGAUCCGAGAACUGCUCACUGAGUUUGGCUACAAAGGAGAGGAGACCCCGGUCAUCAUAGGCUCUGCCCUCUGUGCCCUUGAGCAACGUGACCCUGAGCUAGGCCUGAAGUCAGUGCAGAAGCUGCUGGACGCUGUGGACACUUACAUCCCGGUGCCUACCCGGGACCUGGAGAAGCCUUUCCUACUGCCUAUAGAGUCGGUUUACUCUAUCCCUGGCCGGGGCACUGUGGUGACAGGUACACUGGAGCGUGGCAUUUUGAAGAAGGGGGACGAGUGUGAGUUCCUGGGACACAACAAAAGCAUUCGCACUGUGGUGACAGGCAUUGAGAUGUUCCACAAGAGUCUGGAGAGGGCAGAGGCAGGGGAUAACCUCGGGGCCCUGGUCCGAGGCUUAAAGCGGGAAGACCUGAGGCGUGGCCUGGUUAUGGCCAAGCCAGGUUCCAUCCAGCCCCACCAGAAGGUGGAGGCACAGGUUUACAUCCUCAGCAAGGAGGAGGGUGGCCGCCACAAACCCUUUGUAUCCCACUUCAUUCCUGUUAUGUUCUCCCUGACUUGGGACAUGGCCUGUCGUGUCAUCCUGCCCCCAGGGAAGGAGCUUGCCAUGCCAGGGGAGGAUCUGAAGCUCACCCUCGUCUUGCGGCAGCCAAUGAUCUUAGAAAAGGGUCAGCGUUUCACCCUGCGAGAUGGCAACCGGACCAUUGGCACUGGCCUUGUCACCGAUACGCCAGCCAUGACUGAGGAGGACAAGGAGCUCAAAUGGGGCUGAGUCUGCUGACCUUUCUCUGCUCGGGCUUUCCUGCGUUGGGACUGUGCUGGCCAGCCUUCUGCUGCUUCAGGCGCCUGUAAGACACAAGCUGAAGCCCUUCUUGUCAUCUGGUAGAGCACACUGAGACAGACACUCCCCUAUUCAGCCGGGGUGGCCUGCCAGCUGGGAUAGGCCAAUAAACUGUUGCGUGAAUAGUAGUCUAGCCUGUGUGUCUUAUGUCCUGUGCAUAAGCUGGAGAGGACAGGAAGAUACAAAAGGGAACUGAAGCCCAGGAAUUGAAGAUGAGCUUGUGAAGCAUCCCAGAGCCAUUUUAACUAAGUUCACAUCUAAGGUAGAGGCUGGAAACGCUGUCCUGAAGUACUUGAUAAAUAUAAAAUAUAAUUGUUCCCAGAAAUGUUA
Messenger RNA from Choloepus didactylus (southern two-toed sloth), 1874 nucleotides. RefSeq names its product Tu translation elongation factor, mitochondrial (gene TUFM). Bases 36 to 1475 code for a protein of 479 amino acids. Gene Ontology annotation, biological process: mitochondrial translational elongation. The transcript has 10 exons. Gene Ontology annotation, molecular function: translation elongation factor activity; GTPase activity; GTP binding. The record is from RefSeq and is a predicted model, not a curated record. Gene Ontology annotation, cellular component: mitochondrion. NCBI's taxonomy places the organism in Eukaryota, Metazoa, Chordata, Mammalia, Pilosa, Megalonychidae.